AUGAUAAAAGUAAAUGAUUUAAUAUCAGCUUUAAAUUACUUUUCUACGAAUCAAACUUGUCAAUUAUUUCGUUCAAAUAUUAGUACAGUUUUUAUUGAAUCUUAUUCAAAUUCUAUUUUUCUAUUUCUUAAUCAAUCGUCAAUAUCAAUAUUAAAUGCUCAAGAAUAUCAACCGAUUACGUCAUUAUCACCACCAACAACAAUACUAUCAACCUCACCAUCAUCAACAUCAGAAAUAUCAUCUACAUCAUCGUCAACAUCCACAACAACAUCAAAAACAACAUCAAAAACAACAUCAUCAUCAAUAUCAACAACAACAUCAUCAACGUCAACAGCUUCAACAUCAACAUCAACAACAUCAUCAACAUCAUCAUCAUCAUCAUCAACAUCAUCAUCAUCAUCAACUUCAACUUCAACUUCAACUUCAAUAACAACAUCAUCAACCUCAACAUCAACAACAACAACAUCAUCAUCUUCAUCAACAUCAAGUUCAACUUCAACAACAACAUCAUCAACCUCAGCAUCAACAACAACAACAUCAACCUCAACAACAUCAAAAACAACAUCAUCAUCAACUUCUUCAACAUCAACAACAUCAACAACAUCAUCAACAACAGCAAGUACCUGUAACCUAUUCUAUAAUCAAACUACAUACUCAGUUGGCAUUGAUCCACAGGCAGUAGUAGUUGUUGAUGUGAAUAGCGAUAAUCAACCUGAUAUUAUUGUUGCAAAUACUCUUUCGAAUAAUGUCGGCGUUCUUCUCAACGUAGGCAAUGCUACUUUUAAUAAUUCAGCGACUUAUUCAGUUGGCUUUGGUCCACAGGCAGUAGCAGUUGCCGAUGUGAAUAGCGAUAACAAACCCGAUAUUAUUGUUGCAAACACUGCUUCGAAUACCGUCGGCGUUCUUCUCAACGUAGGCAAUGGUACCUUCAAUACUUCAGCAACUUAUUCAGUUGGUCUUUUACCGUCGGCAGUAGCAGUCGUCGAUGUGAAUAGCGAUAACAAACCUGAUAUUAUUGUGGUAAACCAAGCUUCGAAUACAGUCAGUGUUCUUCGCAACUUAGGUAAUGGUACCUUUAAUACUUUAGCAACUUAUUCAGUUGGCAUUAGCCCACAAUCGCUAGCAGUUGUCGAUGUGAAUAGCGAUAAUCAACCUGAUAUUGUUGUUGCAAACAUUGCUUCGAAUACAAUCAGUGUUCUUCUCAACGUAGGCAAUGGUAUUUUUAAUACUUCAGCAACUUAUUCAGUUGGUCUUUUACCGUGGUCAAUAGCAGUCGUCGAUGUGAAUAGUGACAACAAACCUGAUAUUAUUGUUGCAAAUCAAGGUUUGAAUACAGUCAGUGUUCUUCUCAACGUAGGCAAUGGUACCUUUAAUAAUUCAGCGACUUACUUAGUUGGUGUUGAUCCAAGGGCAUUAUCAGUUGUUGAUGUGAAUAGCGACAAUAAACCCGAUAUUGUUGUUGCAAACAUUGCUUCGAACACAGUCAGUGUUCUUCUCAACGUAGGCAAUGGUAUCUUCAAUACUUCAGCAACUUAUUCAGUUGGUCUUUUACCGUGGUCAAUAGCAGUCGUCGAUGUGAAUAGCGAUAACAAACCUGAUAUUAUUGUUGCAAAUCAAGGUUCGAACAAUGUCGGUGUUCUCUUACAUUGCUGA
This is a messenger RNA of Adineta steineri, 1653 nucleotides long. NCBI's taxonomy places the organism in Eukaryota, Metazoa, Rotifera, Eurotatoria, Adinetida, Adinetidae. The record is from the annotation of a GenBank genome assembly.